CUAAUGCUACUUCGACUUGGAGGGCACUCGUGUCUACUACAUGCAAUAUGCACAUCCCAGCCAAGAGAAGUCGUCGGCCAGGUCGGAUAGACUAACACUCCGCCUCCAAUGGUUAUCUUGCAUGACUCUUUCAGUCAGUACCCAGCCUCACCUCGGGAAACGAUCAUCGUCUUAGGACGUCAAGGAUAAAUUGCAUGAAAAAUGCUCUUACGAAAGUUGCUCAUCAGUCCCUUUCUCGCCUUCCAUUUCCUUGGUGGUCUUGCCCAAAAUGGCAACCUCCCGCAUGCCUCAUCCAACACUACCCUAUACCUCUCUGCGGUUGUCAACAGUCCUACGGCUCCUUAUCACGCAAUAAUUGAGUGCUGGGCAUUGGCGGCUCCUUUCAUUCGUUAUCCUACAGUCGGAAAAGCUCUAGAUCUCGGCGACACAUCGAACGCUACCUACGUCGUCCUCCCGCCGAGGAGUGCAGAAGGCUGGCAUCGACCGCCACAUCCCAUGUUCUUUAUUCUUCUCUCCGGUCUCGCUCACGUAAGGACUUACGACCCCGCCGAUGACAACAUGAAUCUUCCUUCUCAGCAAGAAUUGUCAAUGGGUCUACCCAAGCCCACCGAGUCACUGUACAUUACCCCAGGGGUCGAUUCACUCAUCAUUGCUGUGGACACGGACAAGAGGUCGCCUGGCCACUUGACUUACUACCCUAGCGAUGUGGAGGCUGUGGCACUACAGAUACCAUUUCAGGAUGGGAAAGUGCCCAAGCAUACCGUCGUCCAUCCGGGUCCAUGUCAGGCUGACACCGAACACCGUGUGCGUGGCAAAGACAGGAAUAAUUGAAACAGUUGAAGGCUAAACCCGUUAUUACUGAGCAUGA
Exophiala viscosa is the source of this 868-nucleotide messenger RNA. RefSeq lists its product as uncharacterized. The transcript is spliced from 2 exons. The record is from RefSeq and is a predicted model, not a curated record. NCBI's taxonomy places the organism in Eukaryota, Fungi, Ascomycota, Eurotiomycetes, Chaetothyriales, Herpotrichiellaceae. The coding region runs from base 202 to 831 and encodes 209 amino acids.